AUUAUUUUCUCUAUAUCUGUCGAAAACACGAUAGAGCUGAAGUCCUUUUUGUGAAAGGUUGUUUUCCCUGUUCCAUUCCCAGAACACAAUUCUUUUCAAAUAUAUUUAGCCAAGCCGCCAAAGUGGAGAGUGUUGUUGCACCAGGGGGUCCUUCUCAUUUCAGAGUUGGGGGAGGAGGCGGGGGUGCACCUCAGCACUUUCCCAAGGCUGAAAGCAAAAGCGAGUUCCUGGGGAAACCCCCAGGUUCUGUCGCUCAGAGAUGGAUACCUUCUCGAAACAAUAGACGAGAAGUCAGCUUCUCCAACGAGAAAGGGGAGCAUGAUGCAAUCUUCAGAAAAGUGAGAGGCAUACUUAAUAAGUUGACACCUGAGAAGUUUGACAAACUGUGCCUGGAGCUCCUCAAUGUAGGUGUAGAUUCAAAGCUUGUCCUGAAAGGAAUAAUCUUGUUGAUUGUUGACAAAGCCCUUGAAGAACCCAAGUACAGCCAGUUAUAUGCUCAACUAUGUCUCCGCCUGGCAGAAGAUGCACCAAACUUUGAAGAUCCAACAACAGAAACCCCUGCAACAAAAAAGCAGAACACCACAUUCAGGAGACUUCUGAUUUCCAAGCUUCAAGAUGAGUUUGAAAAUCGUGCCAGAAAUGUUGAAGUCUUUGACAAACACGAUGGCCCUCUUACUUCUGAGGAGGAGGAGCAGCGUGCUAUUGCGAAGAUUAAAAUGCUUGGAAAUAUCAAAUUCAUUGGGGAACUUGGAAAACUCCACCUUAUCCAUGAAUCAAUCCUCCAUAAAUGCAUUAAGACACUUCUGGAGAAGAAGAAGAGAGUCCAACUUAAGGAUAUGGGGGAAGAUCUGGAGUGCCUCUGUCAGAUAAUGAAGACAAUUGGUCCUAAACUUGAUCAUGAAAGGGCUCGGUCCUUGAUGAAUCAGUACUUUGGCCGCAUGAAGGCCUUGACAAGCAACAAAGAAUUGCCUGCUAGGAUUCGUUUCCUCCUGCAGAACACCGUAGAGCUGCGUGAGAACAACUGGAUGCCACGUAAAGCUUAUGUUGACAAUGGACCAAAGACGAUCCAUCAAGUUCGUCAGGAUGCUGUAAAAGACCUUGGUGUCUUUAUUCCACCUUCAUCUGAUGGCUCGAGAACUGACUUCUUUAUGGAUAGUUCAUUCCUGGAGAGCACUUUUCUUCAGGGCAGGCUCAGAUUUGACAAGGAAACACUUGGUGGGCUAGCUGAUAUGUUUGGACAAAUGCCUGGAAUUGGCAUCGGCACAGGUCCAGGAGUUAUUCAGGACCACUACUCCCCUACACUGGGACGCCACCGCUCAAAUCCAUUCAAUGGCCAUAUUGCCAUGAGCAACGGUUCACAUCAGACUCAGUUUGAUGCAGGAAGCAAGCCUUAUGUCAAACCCAUGCAGGGGCAAAGUUCACCAGUUUUCAGCCACAAACAGAAUGGCUCGGUCCAGAUGCAGUCCAAGGAUAUGGGUCCACGCUUUUCAAAGAAAGGAAAGCUCAAUGCUGACGAGAUCAGCCUGAGGCCAGCUCAGUCUUUCAUCUUAAACAAAAAAGUGCCAAAGCUGCAGCCACAGAUGACUAUGAUGCCUCCGAGUGCCCAAGGCUCCUUAAUGGGACAGUCACCACCACAGCUUGGUUUAAAAACCAAUCCUCCACCAAUUCAGGAAAAGCCUGCAAAGCCCAACAAAAAACUGCCUCCGACUAAAGAAGAGAUGCACAAAAUGACGGAGACUCUUGUUGCAGACUAUAUGAACAGCAAGAAUAUUAGUGAGGCACUGGCAGCUGUCAAGGAGAUGAGAGCUCCAAAACACUUAUUGUCUGAGAUGUUGAACAAGAUCGUGGUGGAUUCACUCAGUCGUUCAGAUGACGACAAGGAACUUGUAAGCACUCUAAUCCAUGAACUCUGCACAGAAAGCCUUGUCACCAGUGAAAACGUACUACAGGCUUUUAUUAGUGUUCUGGACCAGUGCCCCAAGAUUGAAGAAGAAAUCCCGUUGGUUAAGUCCUACCUGGCUCAAUUUGCAGCUCGGGCCGUCGUUGCCGACUUGAUCAGCAUUACAGAUUUGGCCCACCAGCUGGAAAACGGCGCCUAUUUCCCCCUCUUCCUGCUCUGUCUGCAGCAGAUGGCCAAGCUCAAGGACCGUGAGUGGCUGAUCGAUCUAUUCCAGAAGAGCACGGUCAACAUGCAGAAGAUGCUACCUGAAAUGGACCAGAACAAAGACAGAAUGCUGGAGAUCCUGGAGGGCAAAGGUCUUGGUUUUCUAUUCCCACUGAUGAAGCUGGAGAAGGAGCUUUUGAAGCAGAUCAAAGUGGAUCCUUCUCCGCAGUCAAUCUACAAAUGGAUCAAAGAUAACAUCUCUCCCAAACUUCACACUGACAAAGGCUUUGUCAACAUCCUCACCACCAGUUUCUUGCAGUACAUCGCCUAUGAGAUCAACCCCGAUGAUGAUGAAGAGCAGCUGGCAUCGCCCAGCAAGGAGCAGCUGGAUGAGGAGAAGCAACUCCUGCUCUCCUUCAAGCCGGUCAUGCAGAAGUUCCUGCAUGAGCACAUUGAGCUGCAAGUCAGCGCGCUCUACGCCUUGCAGGUGCACUGCAACGCUAAACACUUCCCUAAAGGCAUGCUCCUGCGCUACUUUGCCUAUUUUUACGACAUGGAAAUCAUCGAAGAAGAAGCCUUCCUAACCUGGAAAGAAGAUGUCACCCAAGAGUUUCCAGGAAAAGGAAAAGCCCUGUUUCAUGUGAAUCAGUGGCUCACCUGGCUGGAGACUGCAGAAGAGGAGGAGUCUGAAGAGGAAGAAUACUAAUUAGCUGGCUAAGAUCCACAUGUUGGAAAGUGAUUUAUUUUUACUACUCAAAGUCAGCAACACCACCACUGUUACAAAUCUAUUAACCAGCGUCUGACAUUUUAUCCUUUUUAUUUAAAGAUGUGAUUUUUAAAAUCUUUUUAAAUCGACUUAUCGUAGUGUUGUUGGUGCAAUGUUGAUGGCUGUUGCAGUACACUCAGACCACCUGUUUCACAUGGGGUUGCAGUCAUGAAGUGCUGCCAUCACUUCACUUUAAAGCCGUUUACAAAAUGAGAACAUGCAUUGUAAAGAGACUCUCUUUAGAUGCACUUUGCUGCACAUCAUGAGUGGUUGCAAUACUAUCAUACACUUUCCUAAUUUUCAUAUAAAGAGCAUUCUUGAGUUGUAAUAGUUAGCAUAUAUAUAUAUAUAUAUAUAUAUAUAUAUAUAUAUAUAUAUACAUAACACAAAAAAUAAAUAAAAAAGUUGUGCUUGACAGCCUACUGGAAGCUCCUCCUGCUCACUUUUCUUUUAACAGCAGGCGGUUACUAGUCUGUGGCCUUGGAGUCACUGUUGUAAGUUAAGUUCAAGAGGAGCACCAGACUGAUGUUUUCUUUAUUGCUUUGUGUUUUAAAUGUUUGUCCAUGUUUAUUUUUUUUUUAUGCUUGUAAAAUUACCUGUUUUGUUGACUGGUAUUUCUGUUUUUUACUUAAAUCAAGCUUUUGGAGUCUGAACUUUUAAUGUGCUGUAAAAUAAAUCUGUGUUGCCUUUUUUAAUUUAUCACUUUUUAUGAAUUUACCUCCUGUAUCUGACUAUACUUGAAGUGUUAUCAUAGUGAGACAGCCAAAGGUUAGGUUCCAGUUUGCCAUAUCAUCAGGUUUUUAAAGUGGUUUUUAUAAUCUUCGUGCAUGUGGUCGCCUGCGCUUUCUUUAGGGUGUCGCUGUAACGUAAACAAGGGUUGAGUGUGCAUCUGCAGAUCAACUUUAAAUAAAGUUCAUUUCAUGGUCA
Nerophis ophidion (straightnose pipefish) is the source of this 3797-nucleotide messenger RNA. RefSeq names its product eukaryotic translation initiation factor 4, gamma 2a (gene eif4g2a). Gene Ontology annotation, molecular function: mRNA binding; protein binding; translation initiation factor activity. The record is from RefSeq and is a predicted model, not a curated record. Lineage: Eukaryota; Metazoa; Chordata; Actinopteri; Syngnathiformes; Syngnathidae. The transcript has 21 exons. The coding region runs from base 717 to 2810 and encodes 697 amino acids. Gene Ontology annotation, cellular component: eukaryotic translation initiation factor 4F complex.